AUGUGGUACAAGGAUAUCCCCGUUAUGACUGUUGUUUGUGUGGCAACCCGACAGAACCCAAUCAAUGAUUCUCCUUGCUCAGAGAAGAACUAUCGAACUGGCCUAUGGAAUGGUCUUGGAUAUAGUGGUGCACCAGAGUUGAAACCCAACCCUUUAUUCAACUUUGAAUUUGUUUCAAACAAAGAUGAAGUUUACUAUAAUUGUUACCUCAAAAAUGAAUUUGCAAAAUCAAGGGUAGUUGUGGACCAAACCAAUGGUUAUACUAGGAACCGCUAUGUUUGUAAUUCAGGGACUCAAAGUUGGGAAGUAUUUAUGUCAGAGCCCAGAGAUAACUGUGAUAGAGAUGAUCUCUGUGGUGCCUAUGGAAAUUGUAUCAUUGGAGAAUCCCCUGUUUGCAAAUGUUUAAAGGGUUUUAAACUAAAAGGAAACUUCAUGGAUUGUUGGAAUCUCAAGGAAUGCAAAGCAAGAUGCUUAGACAAUUGUUCUUGUACUGCUUAUAUGAAUGCUAAUAUCUGUGGAGGAGGUAGUGGCUGUUUCAAGUGGUUUAGAGACUUGAAUGAUAUUAGAGAGUUUCAAGAUAGUGGAGGAGGUAGUGACUGUUUCAAGUGGUUUGGAGACUUGAAUGAUAUUAGAGAGUUUCAAGAUGGUGGGCAAGAUCUCUGUGUUCGAAUGCAUGCUUCAGAAUUAGUUGUAUGCUGUGCCAAUAUUAAAUGUGAAGGUGCAAAUGGUGAGGAUGAGGUUAAGAUAGCUCUGGAGGGUACACUAGAAGAUGGCCAAGAAAUUGAUGUGAAAAAGCUUGCCUGGGGUUCACGACAAGGAGAGAAUGAAUUCAAAAAUGAGUUAUUUGAGUUGUGA
Molecule: messenger RNA, 855 nt
Organism: Ziziphus jujuba (common jujube)
Lineage: Eukaryota; Viridiplantae; Streptophyta; Magnoliopsida; Rosales; Rhamnaceae
Product: G-type lectin S-receptor-like serine/threonine-protein kinase At4g27290
Exons: 5
Coding region: 1-855 (284 amino acids)
Biological process (GO): recognition of pollen
Source: RefSeq, a predicted model, not a curated record